Messenger RNA from Mercurialis annua (annual mercury), 4234 nucleotides. RefSeq names its product kinesin-like protein KIN-7O. Lineage: Eukaryota; Viridiplantae; Streptophyta; Magnoliopsida; Malpighiales; Euphorbiaceae. The record is from RefSeq and is a predicted model, not a curated record. The coding region runs from base 188 to 3994 and encodes 1268 amino acids. Gene Ontology annotation, molecular function: microtubule binding; microtubule motor activity; ATP binding. The transcript is spliced from 32 exons. Gene Ontology annotation, biological process: microtubule-based movement.
UCUUAUUGUGCUCUGUAGCAUAUACUCUUCUCAUUUUCAAAAUAGGAGCAACAGAAGAACUCGGGGCGGGAAAAUAAGAUCAACAAUGGAAUUUUUGAAUUUUCCCAUUCACCAUUUCUUCUCAAACCUAACGUCUCUGCAUUUUUUCUAAUCCUCGACACUGCCGCUGUAAUUUAUUCAGAAAAAAAUGGAGAGAAUACACGUGACUGUAAGAGCACGGCCACUCUCACCGGAAGACGCAAAAACUAGUCCAUGGAGAAUCUCCGGCAACUCCGUUUUUAUACCUAACCAUUCCUCCAAGUUUGAUUUCGAUUGUGUGUUUGGAGAAGAUUGUAAAACUGAACAAGUUUAUCGAGCUCGUACGAAAGAUAUUGCUGCUGCUGCAGUUCGAGGAUUCAAUGGGACUGUGUUUGCCUAUGGACAGACUAACAGUGGAAAGACGCAUACAAUGCGAGGCUCGGAUAUGGAGCCUGGGGUUAUUCGUCUAGCAGUUCAUGAUUUAUUUGAUACUAUUCAACAGGAUGUUGAUAGAGAGUUUCUUCUGCGAAUGUCUUAUAUGGAGAUCUAUAAUGAGGAUAUCAAUGAUUUGCUGGCUCCUGAGCACCGGAAGCUCCAGAUUCACGAAAGUUUAGAGCGGGGAAUACAUGUUGCUGGUCUGCAGGAAGAAAUUGUUGCUUCCCCUCAGCAAGUUCUUGACCGGAUGCGGUUUGGAGAAUCUCAUAGGCAUAUUGGAGAGACAAAUAUGAAUGUGUACAGUAGUAGGUCUCAUACUAUUUUCCGCAUGAUAAUUGAGAGUCGGGAUAGAACUGAGGAUGAAGAUAUUAGCAGCUCAUGUGAUGCGGUCCGUGUAUCAGUCUUGAAUUUGGUGGACCUUGCUGGCUCAGAACGUGCUGCAAAAACUGGUGCUGAAGGUGUUAGACUCAAAGAGGGUUCCCACAUUAAUAAAAGCCUAAUGACCCUUGGAACUGUAAUUAAAAAAUUGAGUGAAGGUGCUGAAAGCCAAGGGGGUCAUGUUCCAUAUCGAGAUAGUAAGCUCACACGAAUUUUACAACCUGCUCUUGGUGGAAAUGCAAAUACAGCUAUAAUAUGCAAUAUUACACUUGCUCAGAUUCAUACAGAUGAGACAAAAAGCAGUCUUCUAUUUGCAAGUAGAGCGUUACGUGUCACAAACUGUGCUCAUGUGAAUGAGAUUUUGACAGAUGCUGCCUUGUUGAAACGUCAGAAGAAAGAAAUCGAGGAGCUACGCACGAAAUUGCAGGGUUCUUCUCAUUCAGAACAUUUCGAAAAGGAAAUUCUCAACCUUCGUAACACAUUGUUACAGUCUGAAUUGGAAAGAGAACGGAUAACUUUGGAGUUAGAGGAGGAGAAGAGAGCACAAGCUGAACGUGAGAAAGUUUUGCAAGAGCAGGCCAAGAAAAUAAAAAACUUAAGCUCAAUGGUGCUGCACUCCAACAGGGAUGAAAACCGUGAUCAGCAAAAAAAGGGCAAAAGGCGGGAUACAUGGUGCCCAGGUAAACUUUCACGGCAGAUUCAUCAAGAGGUGGAUGUCAGGGCUUCUUCUGUAAAACCCACGGGAGUUGGCCGUGAUAUGAAGCCACUUAUUCCUUUUGAGGAAUUGAUGAGUGAACCAGGAGAGGAAGCCAACCUCUGUCAGCAAAAAGAAGAUUUUAACAAUAAAUCUUUAGAAGAGUGCCCACUUCCUGAUCCUUGUGCCUUAAUGAAUGUGACAAAUAGAAGAAAGAGACCAGUAAAGAAAAGCUAUUUCCAGGAGAAUCAUGAAUUGGCAGAAAUGCAAGCAGAAUAUGAGCAAUUGCUUCAUAAUUUUGAAACUCAGAGAACUUUAAGUGAGGUCCAGAUUGAUUUCUUGACAAGACAGCUGGCUGAGGCUGAUUUGUACAAGUCUGCUAAUUGUAAUACCCGUACCACCUGCAAUUGCUUCAGAGAUUCCAAUUAUGUGGACAAAGAUGCAACUUUGAGGGAAUCAGAGGCAAUCUCUGUUAUCAAACAUCUUCAAGAAAAGAUUAAGACCUUAGAAAUGGAACAGUCCUCAAGUCAGCAAAAUCUGGAUAGUGUUGGUGAGCUAGCAACAAAGCAGAGUUUAUUUGCCAGGGAGAAGUUAGAAGAGAUUUCUCAGCUCCACAAAGAGCUCCAAAAUGCACGGGAGGAGGCUAAGGCUGUUCAUGGACACCUUACUUCUUUGCAAUCUUCAAGAACAAUUGAUGAAAAUUUUGACUCUGAGAUAAAGCUUUCAAUGAACAUCCAAGACAUAGCGUCUGAAGUUGAGAACUCUAACAAAGUUGUCGAGAGUGUUUUCUCACUUUUGGAUGAAGUUUUCCAGAAUUACUCUGCCAUGUGUAAUGUUUUCAAUGAUUUCAAGGUUCUUAUGUGUCAGAGCUCUCAGCAGCAGAAAAUGAUUACCGCGAACCAUGAUAAGCUGUAUAAUGGCAUGAGGCAGAAAGUUGCCGAAGUUGAGAGUGAGAAGCUCUUUUUGUACAAUCAAUCUGUUGAGCUUCAGAAACAAAUACAAGAACUGCAUCAGGAAACUCAAAAUCAUGGAGUGUCCUUCUCAGCACUUGCUGAGCAACAUGAUCUUGAAAAAGAGAAUUUGUUUUCUCAAAUUCAAACUCUCGAAAAGGAAAUUUCGCUGUGUUCCUUGGCCAAAGGAAAAGAAAAUUUGAGAAAAGAUCUCGAGAAAACAAAACUGAAGUUGAAAGAGACUGAGUUCAAGCUCAAGAAUGCAAUCCAGGAGAAAACGAAACUUGAGGGUGAGAAAGCUGUUGCUGAAAGAGAGGUAAAACGAUUGCAUGGUCAGAACACUCGUCUUGAGCUUGACAUCAACAAGCGUGACUCACUUGCUGGUAGAAGGCGUGAUUCAGUUGUUGAGGGGAGUUCAAAAGUUUUUGAUCCAAAAAAGGCUAAAAGUAAAUUUUCUUCAGAAAUGAAAAUGCAGAUGAUGGAGGUAGACUAUAAAGAGCUGGAAGUUUUUGCAUUUGAAAUGGAAACAGUUAUUGCUAAACUGGAAGAGGAAGUAGCAGCUUUACACAAGGAAAAGGAAGAGGUUUUAUCUAGAAAUGACAGUUUGACCUCAGAGUUGGAAGAUCUUUCUGAAAAGUUAGACACAUCAAAUGCAGAAUUGGGAAUAUUGAAAGAAGAAGUUUCUGGCCUGAGGCAAAGAUUGGAAGAAUCUACCAUUAACAAGCAAACCAUGGAAACCUCUAUUGAAUUGUUGAAAGAAGAAAAAGAAGAGUUAGCUAUGCAACUUACUGACUCACUUUUGGAAAUGGAAGAGGAAAAGGCAAUAUGGUCUGCUAAGGAAAAAGUUUCUAUUGAAGCCAUAGAAGAGAAGGCAAAGUUAUAUGACAUGGAGAUUAUAUCAUUAUCUAAUGAAUUGUCAGAGGUAAAAAGCAAGUUAGAGUCCUGUACCGAGGAAUGCAAAGUCUUUCAAGAACGAUUAACAUGUUCUGAGGAGAAUGAGAAAUGGGAGAUGAAAUCCAGUAUGGAGAAGUCUUUGGAGAUUGAUCAACUAAAAGAUGCCUUGCAAAGAGCUAAUGCUGAGAGCAAUCAAUUUCAAGAGAAUCUUCAAAGCCAACUUUCCAGUGUAAGUCAAGAAAGGAAUAAAUUGAUGGUUGAAAUUGAAAGGUUCCAGAGUAAUGCGAGCGAAAUUGAAUUUUCAAGAAAAAAUUAUGAUGGCAUGCUAUUGGGUGCUAAAGUGCAAAUUGAGGAGCUGAAUGCAAGAAUUUCUAGCAUGGAAGCCAUGAUGCAUAAUGACACUGUCAAUAAUAGUAAGGAAAAGGCAAAGCUUCGGAUGCGGCUUCAAGGAACGCAAACACGUUUAGAGGCUUUUCAGUUUAGGUACAAUGAAGCAAUAGAUGAGCUGAAAGUUAUGGACAAGGAGUAUAGACUGGCUACAUUAAGCCUCAAGGAGAAGUUAGCAAUGUAUGUUACGGAGGUCCUCAACCUCAAGAAGCAACUUGCUGGCAAAGCUUCAAAUUGAUAUCCCUAAUCAAUUCUAGGGUUUUGUUGUACAAUAUAUGCAAUUGUGUAGGAAGCAAUUUUUGUAGGGACAAUCACGUUUCCGUAUGUAAAUCAUCCAUUCUUAUGGCUUUAACUUUAUGUACAGAUUAGGUUGACAUCCGCAAGUUGCGCUGGUCAGAAUAAUUUAUAGUAUGAGGAAUGAGGUCUCAACAUUCAGAAUACUGUUUUGGUGAAUAGUAAAAUUCUCUUUUUCUAUUUA